Lecanosticta acicola is the source of this 1590-nucleotide messenger RNA. NCBI's taxonomy places the organism in Eukaryota, Fungi, Ascomycota, Dothideomycetes, Mycosphaerellales, Mycosphaerellaceae. The record is from the annotation of a GenBank genome assembly.
AUGCCCAAGAAGCGUUCUUUCAACUUCAAGACACUCCAAGGAACAUCAUCGUCAGCCAGCAAGCAGAGCGGUGGCAGCAAUGACUCCGACAAGAAGUCUGCUACCGUCAACGAACGUCUCGGCGAGCUGAGAAAGCUCCCUGAAAAAGAUGCAGCUCAGAAGAAACGAGAGCUUGCGGAAGCUGUUUCCCAUCAACAUCGGUCAGUGCCACCAGAGCUUCGCCCGAUCCUUGGAGUGUCAGAGAGUGCGCCGCCCAAGCCCAAGCGAGGAAUCAGGAUGAGGCUUCCUGAUCGGACGCCUGGCCCUGCUGCACCCAAGAGCUGGAACAAGAGGCCGGCUUGGAUGCCGACGUCAGCUUUGCGUGGUGGAAGGAAAAGAGUCCUGAAGGGGCGUUUGGCUGACAAUGGACGUACUAGACCUCAUCAACUACUCAGGUUCUCACGCAUGACCGGCCUGGAUCCUGAUGCUCACAAGAGCCCGUCAAGCCUAUUUCAUCUCUCCUUGAAGACUGCCGCGGAAGAAUGGGCGCUUUUCGACGACGAAGACUUGCCUGCCCUAUCCGAGUUGCCGUUGCGCAUACGACUGAGACUUCUCAGCUACCUAGGCUUCUAUGGGCCACCGAUCGGCGUUUCAGCGCUCGAAGCACUAACACACGGCAUUGAGCCAGUGGAUCAACUAGACCUAGCUGGCUUGAUUGGGCAUGGAGGCCUCACUCUCCACCGUCUUGUCAAGCUUCUCAAGCAACAAGCCAGCAAAGUGGUCGAGACAGCUGAGGUCGAGGAGGUAGCAGAGUCAUGGGAUCAGGACGACAGCUUUGAGGCGGCUUUGACUCGUCAGCCAUCAACAUCUCGAUUCUCGCAGCUGACGCACCUCUGUCUUUCGCACCCGCCUGCUGGACCGGCCUGGCAGGAUCUCUUAUCUCUGUCAAAGCAACUGCCCAGUAUCACACAUCUCUCUUUAGCCUACUGGCCUCGUCCAACGCUCACGCCGAACCUCGCCACCACAACAGUGUCGAGCCAGCACAGCCCAGAUGUCUCUGCUGGAGGUUCUCACUACUAUUCGGCAAUCGACAACGAUCUCAGUGAGCCCGCAUCUAUUCUCCGACAAUUAAGUGGUAGUUCCUUGCGCUUGCAGUGGCUCGAUCUUGAAGGUUGCACAGAGUGGGUCCAGGCGUUAUCCUACGAGCACACAGAAGACAAUCGGCUCUUACAGGAUGCAAUCGAUGCACCUUCGUGGUCGACAACACCUCCCGUGACCACCAUUUUCGCCCACAACUGGAAGAAUCUUCAAUAUCUCAACUUCGCACAAGGCUGGCUGCCCACCGUCCCCGCAGUGCAAGGCUUGCCGAAACAGACUAUGCCUUUCCGUCAGAGAGCCGUCGCAGAUGCCUACUUGAAGCACGGCGACAUCUGCCUCCUCUCCGAGGCUGCUGGCGAGGACAUGUACGAGGUGGAAAAGCGGAGAGCUGAGAUUUGGCUUCAGAUUGAGGACAAAGCGGUGGAAGCUGCAAGAAGGAUCGCCCAGACUCGCCGUGCACAUGCCUGCAGGCACAUCUUCAUUGACCAUGGGUGGGAGCGGAGAGCAGUAUAA